AUGGAAUUCAAUCCAUCAGAUCAUCCACGGGCCAGUACGAUAUUUCUCAGUAAAUCACAAACAGAUGUGAGAGAAAAACGCAAGAGUCUCUAUAUAAACCACCUGUCAUCUCUGUCUUCCAACAGACAUCCUCCUGGGCAGUUGAGAAGGAAGUACAGUUCCUGCUCCACUAUUUUCCUGGAUGACAGCACAGUCAGUCAACCGAACCUCAAGUAUACCAUCAAAUGUGUAGCUCUUGCAAUAUAUUACCACAUCAAAAACAGGGACACAGACGGAAGAAUGCUCUUAGAUAUUUUUGAUGAAAACCUUCAUCCCCUUUCGAAAUCCGAAGUGCCACCAGACUAUGACAAACAUGACCCGGAGCAGAAACAGAUUUACCGCUUUGUUCGGACGUUGUUCAGUGCUGCUCAACUGACUGCUGAAUGUGCCAUUGUCACCCUGGUAUAUCUUGAAAGACUUUUAACUUAUGCAGAGAUAGAUAUUUGUCCAGCAAACUGGAAGCGAAUUGUACUGGGUGCAAUUCUACUGGCAUCCAAAGUUUGGGACGACCAGGCAGUGUGGAACGUGGAUUACUGCCAGAUCCUGAAAGAUAUCACAGUCGAAGACAUGAAUGAGCUGGAACGCCAGUUUCUUGAGCUGUUGCAGUUCAAUAUUAAUGUUCCCUCCAGUGUUUAUGCCAAGUAUUAUUUUGAUUUGCGUUCCCUGGCAGAAGCGAAUAACCUGAGUUUUCCUUUGGAGCCCCUCAGCAGGGACAGGGCAUAUAAACUUGAGGCCAUUUCCCGCUUGUGUGAAGAUAAAUAUAAGGACUUCAGGAAAGCUGCAAAGAAACGGUCAGUCAGUGCUGACAAUCUGACUGUGGUUAGAUGGUCCCCUGCUAUUAUCUCCUAACAGAGGAGACUGGAAUAUUCCUAUGGACGUACUGUUUCAUCCAUCCAUUUUUUUUUGGGGUGGGCUGGGG
Molecule: messenger RNA, 958 nt
Organism: Leptosomus discolor (cuckoo roller)
Lineage: Eukaryota; Metazoa; Chordata; Aves; Leptosomiformes; Leptosomidae
Source: RefSeq, a predicted model, not a curated record